This is a messenger RNA of Cololabis saira (Pacific saury), 1470 nucleotides long. Its product is annotated as upstream stimulatory factor 2-like. The record is from RefSeq and is a predicted model, not a curated record. NCBI's taxonomy places the organism in Eukaryota, Metazoa, Chordata, Actinopteri, Beloniformes, Belonidae. Bases 365 to 1339 code for a protein of 324 amino acids. The transcript has 11 exons. Gene Ontology annotation, biological process: regulation of transcription by RNA polymerase II. Gene Ontology annotation, molecular function: protein dimerization activity; RNA polymerase II cis-regulatory region sequence-specific DNA binding; DNA-binding transcription factor activity, RNA polymerase II-specific.
ACCAUAAUUCAGGCUUUGGCGGACAAACAACCCCCGCAGAGCGCCGUGAAGGACACCGAGGACGAAGAGAAACCCGAUAAAACCCGCCUUAAAACACGGAAACAACAUCAACCCAAGCGGCGUUUUUCCUUUCUCCACGACCCCCCGGGAGCAGCUCCUCCGCGGAGGAACACCGGGCCGCGUCGCGCCCCCAGAUCCGUGCUCCUCCGCGGCCUCCAUCUUCUCUGCUCAGCGCGGCUCCGCGCCUCACGUGUCCGGCUCUCCCCCCUCACAUGACCCGCGUGUUUGUCCCCGUGACCAGCGCGUCCGUCCCCGGGAACCCGUGAGCUCGGAGCCCCGGCGGGCGGCCCCCCCAGGAGGCUCCAUGGAGAUGCUGGACCAGGGUCUGGACGGCUCGGCCAGCCACGAGAAGCCGGAGACGGAGGAGGUGGUGCAGCUGACGGAAGGGGAGGCGGAUGAGCAGACCGCCGUGGCCAUCGCCGGCGUCCCGCAAGCCACCUUCGCCGAACACGGCGUGCAGUACCAGUUCCGCACGGAGAACAGCGGCGGACAGGUGACCUAUCGGGUGGUUCAGGUGACCAACGACCACCUGGAGGCGGCGGGUGACGAGGCCGGAGCCGUCAGCGUCGUGUCCACCGCGGCGUUCGCCGGAGCCCCUCAGGCCGUGGCCCAGGCCGUCAUCCAGAACCCGUUCAGCAACGGUGGCAGUCCGAGCGGAGAGACGGCGGGAGGAGAAACCCGCUUCGCUUACUUCCCCGCCACUGCCGUCAGCGAUGGAACGGCGGUGUCGGUGCAAGCAGCGGCUGCCGCCGACCCAGCGAUCGCCCAGGCAGGAGGCCAGUUCUACGUGAUGAUGAGCCCCCCCGAGGUGCUGCAGACCACCAACGCGCGGAGCAUCGCGCCGCGCACGCACACCUACACCACAGACCUCGAGGAAGGCAAGAUGUUGCAGCAUGGCAGCUCAGACUGGAAGGUGGAGGGUCCGCGGCCCCCCCGGGACGAGAGGCGGCGAGCGCAACACAACGAAGUGGAGAGAAGAAGACGAGACAAGAUCAACAACUGGAUCGUCACGCUGUCGAAGCUCAUCCCCGACUGCACGGUGGACAGCCGGAUCGGAGCGAGCAAGGGAGGCAUCCUGUCCAAGGCCUGCGACUACAUCCGGGAGCUGCGGCAGAGCAACCAGCGGCUGCAGGACGGCUACAAGGACGCGGAGCGGGUGGAGAUGGACAACGAGCUGCUCCGGCAACAGAUCGAAGAGCUCAAGAACGACAACGCGCUGCUCCGGGCGCAGCUGCAGCAGCACGGCGUGGAGGUGGCCGGCGACGCCACGCCGCAGUGACGGCGGGCCGCCGCGGUGUCACCAGCAAGCACAGCGUCGCACCCCCCCACCCCGGACCCGGGGCAGGAACCACGGGGCGACGCCCACCUGAGACGGGGAGGGGGGCACACGGACGAGGAGGUGGCGUGGAG